This is a messenger RNA of Eubalaena glacialis (North Atlantic right whale), 1503 nucleotides long. It is a transcript of the gene LY6G6C, whose product is annotated as lymphocyte antigen 6 family member G6C. NCBI's taxonomy places the organism in Eukaryota, Metazoa, Chordata, Mammalia, Artiodactyla, Balaenidae. Gene Ontology annotation, cellular component: protein-containing complex; external side of plasma membrane. The record is from RefSeq and is a predicted model, not a curated record. The transcript has 4 exons. Bases 670 to 1047 code for a protein of 125 amino acids.
AAAGUUCUGGGCCUGCCCCUCCCGCCUCUGGUCGAGAGCCUUUCAACCAGGCCCCGCCCCUAGAGCUCACCUGCGCAGCCAACAGGCCCAGCCCAAUACUCCGAGUCCCAGCACCAGGCCAGCGCCCAGCAGCGGGAUUAGAAUCUGGGGAUACACGGACCCUGCGGGAACGUUGGAAGCGGGGUAGCGGUGGAUACCGAGGUCAGGGUGCGGGGACAGAGAGCUAGCUCUCCCACUCCGGAACCCCCAGACCAGGCUUCCCUCCCUGACGGGGGCGUGUGUCUGAGUUAGGUCCCCUUUGUGUGAAGGCCUAGACCUACCGUGGGUAGGCCCCGGAGCUCUGCAGUAGGCCCGGUCCCCCAGCACGUGAAGCUCCGUACGGCUCUCGUUCUCUUGGCGGCCCUUGCAGAUAAAGGUGCCCGAGUCCCCCGCGCUCAGGAGCAACUCCAGCCGCCGGAUAUCAAGGUCCAGGGCACGUAGGCGGCCAGCAAAGGGCUGGACGGGAGACACGGUGGGGGUCCCGCUCGGUGAGGCCAACAAGAUCGCGCGGCGUCCUUUGGACAGGCCUUUGCAGGCCGGGAAUCUAGGUGCCCAGACCCAGCGGAGCAGGAGCCCUGAAAUUCUACUCUGUCGGCUGCUGCUGUUGCUACCAUUCUCAGGAUCCUCACCAUGAAAGGCCUUCUGCUGCUCACCUUGUCUUCUCUGCUCUGCUGGGUCUCAGCUGACAUUCGCUGUCACUCCUGCUACAAGGUCCCUUUGCUGGGCUGUGUGGACCGGCAGUCCUGCCACCUGGAACCAGGACAGCAAUGCCUGACAACAAAUGUGUACCUCGGGAAGAUGUGGGUUUUCUCCAACCUCCGAUGUGGCACACCGGAAGAGCCCUGUCGGGAGGCCUUCAACCAAACCAACCACAAGCUAGGCCUGACCUAUAACACCACCUGCUGCAACAAGGACAACUGCAAUAACCCAGCCCCUCGGCCCACCCCGGCCCUGGCCCUUGUCCUCCUCACCUCCUUGGCUGGCCUUGGCCUCUGGCUGUUGCACUGAGACUCACUCCAUGGCUGCCCCUCCUCCCACCUGCCUUAGCCUGAGCCUCUCUUCUUGUGUCUUCAUGUCCUCUGCUUCCUUUUGCUCAGAAAAGCAUUUCUCCAGACCCUUCACAUUUCUUUAAUUAGACCAUGGUUUCCCGAUCCAUCCUUCCAUCCCACACCCUCCACUCUGCUUCUCUGGAGUCUCUUUCCAUUUCCCUCGACACCACUCCAGAUCCUCCAUUGUCUCCUAGAAGGGCUCCCCACUUUGCCUCCUGAACUCCCCUGUGCCCUAUGUGAGGAGGGAUUGGAAUCUGGGCCUGAAAUGGGGUUUCUGUCCUGUCCCCAAUGAAGGCUCCCAGGAAGGACCUGAUGACCUCACUGUAUGAGCUGAUUCUCCAAACCCUGGCUCCCAUACGUACCUCAUCCCCAUGCUCACCCCUUUCCAUUUUGAGUAAUAAAUGUCUGUAUAUGA